CAGUUCGUACCCAGAGCAUGGUUACUCGCUCCCUGCCUUUGCUGAUUGACGGCAUCGAAACCGAGAUUGACCGACGUUUCCUGGAUCACUUCGUCUACGGCUUCAGUCGCGUCCUGACCCUCAUCAACGAUGACUCCAAUCCGUUCAAGGAGAUCCUCCUUCCGAUGGCCACCCAGCACCGGGGCUUGAUGCACUCCCUCAUGUGUCUCUCCGGGUCACACCUAUCCGCACUCGACCCGGAGCCGAAGCUGAAGGAGCGAAAGUACUACCAUUUUCAUCGUGCCAUCAGAGACCUCAAGGACAAUAUCAAAACGUCUCAGCAGGUGGUGCAGGGAACUCUGGAGGAGCCGAAGUCUCUCGUGGAAGACCCCAUUAUUGCAUCCACGAUUGCUCUCAGCCUGAACACCAUCUGCGAGGGAGAGACGAAUGGGGAAUACCGACCACACAUGGAUGCCGCCAGGUAUCUGCUCACGACGCAGGCGCCGCGGAAUGAGAAGUUCCGACAGUUCAUUGUCGAGUUUUUCCAAUACCAUGAUGUCUCCAACUCCAUCACGUCACUAGAUCGCCGCCCAGCCCUCCAAGGGGGCCUGCGGCUGCCCGACUUUGUGCCACAUGCGCAAGCAGGGAUGUUCCUGGGAGUGUUUGAUGGCCUCUUCAACUACAUCUCCGAAGUGACGCGAAUUCGGGAUCGGAUCCGACAGCGGUCCAAUGAAGGCUACGAGCCCGCUGUCGACUACCAGAUCUUAGGGGAUGCCGUCUCCAUCGACUCGGCCAUCCGGGCCUGGGAAACGUCGUAUGCGCCCAACACUCCAAAUUACUACCUGGCCCAGCUGUAUCGCCAGUCGACUUGGGUGUAUCUGUAUCGCACCAUCCGGCCGUCCCGACCCAGCGAGAAAAUCGCACAGGUGGUCGACGAUGGCUUGGCGUUUCUGGACCAGUUGCCCCAAGAUGCAGGCGCCUACAGUAUUGUGCUGAUGCCACUGUUCCUCCUGGGGUGCUCUGCCUUCGUUCCUCGCCAGCGGGAGAGGAUCAAGAAGGGCUUCGAAACUCUCAAAGCCUACUCCAACCUUCGCAACAUCGAGCCCGCCUUCAAGGUGGUGGAGCGGGUGUGGGAUGUGAUGGAUACGAAAAUCGAAGAGAGUUGGGACUGGGAGAAGAUCAUUAACGACAUGAACAUGGAUUUCCUGAUUACCUAGGCUGCGCUUGAUGCAUCCUUUUUUUUUUUCAUUUUUUUCUUUUCUGGUUCAUUCCGGUUGCAUAAUCACCAGUUCCUGGUGUGUUUCUUUGGUUCUCUGAGCCGUUUGAUGUAUGUAUUUCUUUCUUUCUGUUCUUUUCUUUGUCUGCCGAAUGGCGA
Aspergillus ibericus CBS 121593 is the source of this 1354-nucleotide messenger RNA. Its product is annotated as fungal specific transcription factor domain-containing protein. Gene Ontology annotation, cellular component: nucleus. Gene Ontology annotation, molecular function: transcription cis-regulatory region binding; DNA-binding transcription factor activity. The coding region runs from base 18 to 1196 and encodes 392 amino acids. The transcript has a single exon. NCBI's taxonomy places the organism in Eukaryota, Fungi, Ascomycota, Eurotiomycetes, Eurotiales, Aspergillaceae. Gene Ontology annotation, biological process: positive regulation of transcription by RNA polymerase II. The record is from RefSeq and is a predicted model, not a curated record.